AUGGGACAAAUACUUUCAAACCCUGUAAUUGACAAAGAAGGCCACUCUGGUGCCGAUUCGUUGACCGCGUUUGGCCUGUGCGCGAUGCAAGGUUGGCGAAUGUCGAUGGAGGACUCGCAUAUUCUAGAGCCUAAUGUAUUGACAAAGUCCGAUAAGGACCAUAUUGCAUUUUACGGUGUAUUUGAUGGGCACGGUGGCGCUAAAGUGGCCGAAUACUGUGGUAACAAGAUAGCAGACAUUCUGCAAGAGCAAAACUCGUUCCAGAAGAGAAACUUGUCCAGAGCGUUGAUCGACACCUUCAUUAACACGGACGUGAGGCUAUUGCAGGAUCCCGUGAUGAAAGACGACCACAGCGGAUGCACGGCCACGUCCAUAUUGAUAUCAAAGUCGCAGAACUUGUUGGUAUGCGGCAACGCCGGCGACAGCAGAACGGUGCUUGCCAUUGACGGAAACGCAAAAGCCCUAUCAUACGACCACAAGCCCACGUUAGCGAGCGAAAAAUCACGUAUCGUGGCUGCCGAUGGGUUUGUAGAGAUGGAUAGAGUCAACGGCAACCUGGCCCUGUCUCGUGCCAUUGGCGAUUUCGAAUUCAAGUCCAACUCCAACUUGGGCGCCGAAGAGCAAAUAGUGACGUGUGUUCCAGACAUUCUCGAGCACACUCUGGACUACGACAGGGAUGAGUUUGUGAUCUUGGCCUGUGACGGUAUCUGGGAUUGUUUGAGUUCUCAGGAUUGCGUGGACUUGGUCCAUCUCGGGUUGCGCGAGAGCAAGACGCUGAACGAAAUAUCCUCCCGGAUCAUCGACGUGUGCUGUGCCCCCACUACGGAGGGAACGGGCAUCGGAUGCGACAACAUGAGUAUAGUGGUUGUCGCGCUGCUGAGAGAAGGUGAAGAUGUCGCACAAUGGGGUGACCGUAUGAGAUCCAAGGCCCACAACACCUCCGUCCGCUCCUUCGCAGACAAGAGAAGAAGAGUAUUCAGCUACUACGAUUUCUCCAAGUGUAACGACGAGCAAGUCUUCGCCGUGACCACGAAGAAACUACAGGACAAGUUCACCAGGGACCACGAGGCCGCCGUAGCCUCCGUGACCGCUGCCAACAACGACGAUGCAAUGGACAUUGACGACACGGACGCUGACACGGACGCGGAAAACCUGGACCCCUCGAGCCACGCCAGGAACAAGAAGACACCGGGCCCCAUCGACCUAGCGUCCCUGGAGGCACUACUGGGUGCCACAGGAGCAGUCAAGGCGGACAGCAACGGGAACAAAGUCACCUAUACGCUUCCCCAGUCCGCGUUGACGCAACUGCUCCAGACCAUGGGCCACGACCCAAGCACCUUCCACCCCAAUAACGAUGACGAUAACCACAACGCCAGUCGCUCCCACUCACAAUGA
Messenger RNA from Saccharomyces kudriavzevii IFO 1802, 1395 nucleotides. RefSeq names its product type 2C protein phosphatase PTC2 (gene PTC2). Gene Ontology annotation, molecular function: protein serine/threonine phosphatase activity; cation binding. The transcript has a single exon. The coding region runs from base 1 to 1395 and encodes 464 amino acids. Gene Ontology annotation, biological process: protein dephosphorylation. The record is from RefSeq and is a predicted model, not a curated record. Lineage: Eukaryota; Fungi; Ascomycota; Saccharomycetes; Saccharomycetales; Saccharomycetaceae.